AUGACGCUCCAUCUGAUAGUUAAGUGCCUUGCUGAUGAUCCAAAACUUGUUAAUGAGUUCGUGAUCGAAAUUGCAGUUGAAGAUAACGCACGGCAGAUUAUCGAAGCAAUGGGGUUUGAAUUCAUUCGAAAGAUUCAUGGAUAUAACUAUACCUAUCUGGCGAAGCUGCCCCCUAAAUCUUUCGAGAAUGCCACUGAUUACCUUUCAAGAAUAAAAAGGAAUGCAGAAGUAGUUCUAAUCGAACAGCAAAAACGGCUUACCAGAACUAAACGGGACUCAUUUAUAUGGAAUGAUUUAAAAUACCCAGAUAUGUGGUACCUGAAUCGAGCGUCUAAUAAGGACAGCGAUGAGGUUGACUUGAACGUGAGGGAGGCAUGGCAACUGGGAUAUUCUGGAAAAGGGGUUGUUGUGACCAUUAUGGAUGACGGUUUGGAUCACACUCAUCCCGACCUCUCAGCAAAUUAUGCUGAACAGGCUAGUUGGGAUGUGAAUAAUGGUGAUCGAGAUCCCAUGCCAAACAUUACGAAUCCUGAUAAUAAACAUGGAACAAGGUGUGCAGGUCAAGUCGCCGCUGUGGGAAACAAUUCAAUAUGCAUUGUUGGGGUCGCUUUCAACGCCCUCAUAGGUGGAAUUCGAAUGUUGGAUGGAACCAUAACGGAUCGUGUAGAAGCAGAGUCGCUGAAUUUUAACCAGAACUACAUUGACAUUUAUUCAGGCAGUUGGGGACCUGAUGACACUGGCCACAUCUACGAGGGCCCUGGUCGAAUGGCCUCCGAGGCCUUUCACAAGGGCGCCACCACGGGCCGCAACGGUCUGGGAAACGUAUUUGUGUGGGCAUCAGGAAACGGAGGGCGAAGGGGUGACUCCUGUGCCGCUGAUGGCUACGUGAGUAGUAUCUACACUCUGGCAGUGAGCAGUGUUACCGAACAUAACACGCAGCCCUGGUACUUGGAGAAAUGUGCGGCUAUACUGGUUUCCACGUACAGCAGUGGUGGUCCUGGCGAAUCCGGGAUAGUGACCACCGAUUUGAAUCAUGGCUGUACAAAUUCUCACACUGGCACUUCCGCCAGUGCACCUCUGGCGGUUGGUAUCAUCGCCCUAAUGUUGGAGGCCAACCCAAAACUCACCUGGAGGGAUGUGCAAUACCUUACUGUCCUGACGGCGAACACGAAGCCAUUCAAAGACGGUGAUUUCACAAAGAAUGGAGUUGGGUAUCUUUACAGCAAUUACUAUGGGUUUGGUUUAAUGGACGCAGGGAAGGCUGUGCGAUUGAGUGAACUCUGGCGAACACUUCCUCCACAUCACCGGUGCACAACAAAUGUGAAACAGCUCUCUAGGGAUCUGUCAGUUUUAUUCUUGGAGACGUAUACCUUCAAUUUCACUGGAUGCCGACCCUCCUUGGCUUCUGGGAAUUCCAUUGGCAAGAUCAAGGAGGAGGGAGAACCAAUCGCCUUUGUGGAACACAUUCAGGUUUUCAUGACCGUCCGCUACGAUCACCGUGGCCUCGUUCGUGUACGCGUGAUUUCGCCUUCCGGUUCGUUUAAAUUACUCUUUUUUACUUACCCAAAUCACAUUUUAGGCACCGUAUCAGAGUUAAUGCCUGUCCGAUUGUUUGACGCUUUCUCCAAGUUCGACGGAAUUGAUCGUUGGCCUCUGAUGAGCGUUCAGUUCUGGGGAGAACCCUCCGCAGGAGAGUGGAAGAUUAUAAUCGACAACAAGGAAGGCUUUAAACAAUUAUCCUCAUGGAAGAAACAUCAGAAGACCUUCGAAAAAUCUGCCGGCCAGUGGGACUCCGUCCACAUGGUUGCCUACGGGACAGAAUCGUUCCCAAUUCGGCUUAAGCCUCCCAAUAAAGAGAGACAACCCCCUAAGCCGUGGUUUGACCGAUUCUCGCAGUACGUUGUUUCUGACGACGAGAUGUCGCCCGCUGGGUACAAGUGUCACAGUCAAUGCGCCACAAAUGAGUGCUGGGGACCUUCGGCAAACCAGUGUUUGAAGGGCUGCAAAAACUUCGUUACAGAAAGCGGGCAAUGUGUGGCAAAAUGUCCAAUGGGCACGACAGCGUUGAUUAGUGAAAUAGUGAAUGAUCUGCGCGUCCACUCCUCGACUGUGGCAUGGAGAACCGAAUUGCGCUGUGAGCGCUGCUUCUCGACGUGCGCGGAGUGUCUGCGACCCUACUCCGCACACGGCUGCACCGCCUGCUCGGGCGACUCCUACCUCGCCCCCUUUCUCAGUCCCACCAAGCCCCAAGUACCUCUGAACUCUCGAAUCACUCGUCUUCUUAACUCUAUCACUGUCUCUCGUGGCGGUCAAUUGCUUGUCGGCUCCUGUGUCUCUCGUUGCCCCAGUGGCUAUUUUGCCAACGAAACGAGCAAGGUUUGUGAACAAUGUGCAAAAAACUGCGAGGAGUACUCGGGACCGGAAGUCGAAGCCUGUCGGAAGUGCACCAAAAAUUAUCGUGUUGACGCCGCUGGACCGUAUCGGUGUCCCAAAGGUAAGUCAAAGCAUAGUCAGUGCGAUGCUUGUGAACUUGAAGCGUGGACUGGCUAAUCAAGCAUCCACUUCAUAUUCUCCACACCUUCCUCUAUUACGAUGAAGAACUGUAAUUUGAGUUUUUUUGUUUCAGGCAGCUUCGUAAAAGGAAAUAUUUGUGUUCCUUGCGUUACGGGGUGCAACGUCGACUCCUGCUCAGAGCACGGACUUUGCACGUACUGCGACGCGGCACAUCGGUGGGCUUUUGAUGCACUGCCCUCCUUAUCAAAGCGUUUUAAUGUUUGUGCUUAUUGCUUCAUGCAUGAAGGCAGAUGUGAGAAAUCGUGCCCGGUAGGCUUCUUUCCCGCCUUCCAACUGCGUCAGUCCGGUCUGUACGAAACGGAGGCAACGCUGAGUGUAGACGAUGCUGAGAGCGUGUGGAUGUGCGCGCCCUGUCCUCCGGGCUGCUCUAGUUGCUCGCCCUCAGUUCGACGUCUGCAAGGCUUCGUGGUGCCACGAUGCAAUAUCUGCCACGAAGGUCUUAGUCUCGAGCGCGACUCUGGACUCUGCAAAUCUCCCUGCUCUACUGGCACCUUUGGUCAAAACUGUUCUAGAACCUGCCAUCAUAUGUGUUUGACUUGCUUUGACGAAUUGGAUUCGUGUCUCCAGUGUUCUUCGGGCGCUUAUUUGGCCUAUGGCGAACACCAGCUUAAUCCGUUGAUAAUAUUUACAAAUAGCAAACUCAUUGGCUAUGGCUGUGUUAACUUCUGCCCGGAAGCGACCUACGCCGCUAGAAUCGAUGGUGAAUUAAUCUGUCAUCCCUGCCCUCCAUUAUGCAAAUCAUGUGCAGCUCCGGAUAAGUGCACUCGAUGCGAAGAUGGGUACGCUCUGAGUAAGCAUGACGGGAAAUGUGAGCCGGUGAUAAUGUGUUCUCAGGCUACAUAUUUUGACAGUGGUGAUCAAGUAAGUGACCAGUUUGUUGUCGGCACAUUGGGUGCAGUUCCUCCACAGUGUUAUAGGAAAAAUCGUAUGUAUCAUGACCCUAGAAAUGCAAACCAUGCCACCCUUCUUGUGUCCGUUGUCGGGGUCCGGGAUCCUCAGACUGUUUGGAGUGCUCUAGAUCGAGUAGUAAUCUGA
Molecule: messenger RNA, 3609 nt
Organism: Hydatigera taeniaeformis
Lineage: Eukaryota; Metazoa; Platyhelminthes; Cestoda; Cyclophyllidea; Taeniidae
Source: the annotation of a GenBank genome assembly